CAGGCGUGCCUGAAGUGGGGCUCGCACGACCAGAGGCGUCAGCUUCUCUCGACGCUGAAGGAGCAGCUGCCGAAGCUGGCUCUGGACAAGCACGGCCACGUCGUCGUGCUCAAGCUGCUCCGAUACACCACGAGGACAGCGGCGGCCCGGAAGCCGACGGAGGCCGAGAAGAAGGCGGCGGCCAAGAACCUCAAGGACAUCCUGGAGGGCUUCCACGGCAAGAGCCUGCACUCGGCCUUCUACAACAAGAACGGCUGCCGGGUCAUCAACGGGUUCUACUUCUCCGAGUCGCUGAGUACCAGGGAGAAGCGGCGGAUUCUGCAUGAAGGC
Molecule: messenger RNA, 330 nt
Organism: Prorocentrum cordatum
Lineage: Eukaryota; Dinophyceae; Prorocentrales; Prorocentraceae
Source: the annotation of a GenBank genome assembly